CUCAAGUUUCUUCCCAUAGGCUAGCCUAUUCUCUCCGGCCGCAAUCACACACUAUUGGCCCGGUCAGGUGACAGGCUUUGGGGAAGCUGGCCAGCCUCGUUCUCGCUUUCCAUCAUUUAACACGCCAUCGCCAACCGGGAGUGCACGGGAACGGGAUAGAGCAUCGGAUUUAUCGGAAUAUUUUCCAGAUAUUGGACAAAACUGAUUUAGGGUCAACGGCAUGGGCGAGCGAACGGCAUUUCUACUGUUAUGGGUUGCGACCUUGACGCUGGCAUCUGAGGUGCCUUCUGAUGACUCAGUGGGUCUGCUGGCAGAGCCCCAGGUAGCCAUGUUCUGUGGGAAAUUUAACAUGCAUGUCAACGUUCAGAGUGGCAAGUGGGAGUCGGAUCCCUUCGGCACCAAGAGCUGCAUCGGAACCAAGGAGGGCAUCCUGCAGUACUGUCAGGAGGUGUACCCUGAGCUCCAGAUCACUAACGUGGUGGAAGCCAACCAGCCAGUCAGCAUUCAGAGCUGGUGCAAGAAGGGACGCAAGAAGGGACGCAAGGAGUGUAGCAGUCACACACACAUCGUGGUGCCCUACCGCUGCCUGGUUGGAGAGUUUGUGAGUGAUGCCCUGCUGGUUCCUGAUAAGUGCAAGUUCCUGCAUCAGGAGAGAAUGGACAUGUGUGAGAGCCACCUGCACUGGCACACCGUGGCUAAAGAGUCCUGCGGAGACCGCACCAUGAAUCUCCAUGACUACGGGAUGCUGUUGCCAUGCGGCAUCGACCGUUUCCGAGGGGUGGAGUUUGUGUGUUGCCCAGCGGAGACACAGCGCGAGUCAGACAGUGUGGAGCUGACUGAGUCUGAUGUGUGGUGGGGUGGAGACGAGACUGAAUAUACCGAUAACAACAUGCCUCGCCAGGCGGAUCAGGGGGCUGUCACCACUGAGGAGGAUGACGAAGAGGAUGCCUUUGACAGAGACGAGGACGGAGAUGGUCUUGAGGAUGAUGAUGAUGAAGACGAUGAGGAUGACGUGACCGAUGAACGGGACAGUGCUGAAGGCACCUCCAACAUCGCCAUGACAACCACCACCACGACCACCACUGAGUCGGUUGAGGAAGUCGUCAGAGAGGUGUGUUGGGCGCGUGCUGAGUCGGGCCCGUGCCAUGCCAUUCUGGAGCGUUGGUACUUCGUGCCAGAGAAGGGCACCUGUGCCCCCUUCCUCUUUGGAGGGUGUGGGGGCAACCGGAAUAACUUUGACUCAGAGGAGUACUGCCUGUCUGUCUGCAGCACCAGUGUGUUGCCCACCACGGCCCCCUCCCCCCCUGGCGCGGUGGACCGUUACCUGGAGUCUCCCGGAGACGACAGCGAACACGCCAACUUCCAGCAGGCCAAGGAGAGUCUGGAGGCCAAGCACCGCGAGAGGAUGUCUCAGGUGAUGAGAGAGUGGGAGGAAGCAGAGAGACAAGCCAAGAGUCUCCCUCGCGCUGACAAGAAGGCAGUCAUCCAGCACUUCCAGGAGAAGGUGGAGGCCCUGGAGCAGGAGGCAGCAGGAGAGAGGCAGCAGCUGGUGGAGACCCACAUGGCUCGGGUGGAGGCCCUGCUCAACAGCCGCCGCCACAUGGCCCUGGAGAACUACCUCGGCUCCCUGCAGGCCAACCCACCCAGGCCUCGUCAGGUGCUUGGCCUGUUGAAGAAGUAUGUCCGUGCAGAACAGAAGGACAGACAACACACCCUGAAACACUACGAGCACGUCCGCAUGGUGGACCCCAAAAAGGCUGCUCAGAUCCGACCCCAGGUGAUGACCCACCUGCGUGUGAUUGACGAGAGGAUGAACCAAUCCCUGGGGCUGCUCUACAAGGUGCCCAGCGUGACCAAUGAAAUCCAAGACCAAGUUUCUGUUCUGAUGCAGAGGGUUCAGUCAGAGCUGUCUCAGCAAGUCUCAUCUCUGCAGAGCGAUGGGAGGAGUGAUGGCAGGGUGAGCUAUGGAAACGAUGCCCUGAUGCCCGACCAGGCUUACAGCUCUGCCCCUCUGGACCCUGGCAUGGGCCUGGAUCGACUGGGCUUCAUCCACCCAGAGAGCUUCAAUCAGCCCAACACUGACAACCACGUUGAUCCUGUUGAUGCUCGUCCAGUCCCAGAUAGAGGUCUGCCCACUCGGCCUGUGUCUGCUCUGAAGCCUGAGGAGGUUCCUGAGGUGCGGGUAGAGAAGGAGGAGCGACAAAGCGCCAGCUAUGAAGUGCAUCAUCAAAAACUGGUGUUCUUUGCUGAGGAUGUGGGCUCCAACAAGGGUGCCAUCAUCGGCCUGAUGGUGGGCGGGGUUGUCAUAGCGACAGUCAUCAUCAUCUCUCUGAUUAUGCUGAGGAAGAAGCAGUAUACCUCCAUCCACCACGGAAUCAUUGAGGUGGAUGCUGCAGUGACCCCAGAGGAGCGUCACCUGUCCAAGAUGCAGCAGAAUGGCUAUGAGAACCCCACCUACAAGUUCUUCGAACAGAUGCAGAACUAAGGAGCUACCCGUUGACCCCUCCCAGACCCUGAACUUCCUUUAACCCCUCACACCUAGGGCCCGUUCCAUUUUGGUCCAUAAACCCCUCACACCUAGGGCCUGUUCCAUUUUGGUCCAUAAACCCCUCACACCUAGGGCCCGUUCCAUUUUGGUCCAUAAACCCCUCACACCUAGGGCCUGUUCCAUUUUGGUCCAUAAACCCCUCACACCUAGGGCCUGUUCCAUUUUGGUCCAUAAACCCCUCACACCUAGGGCCCGUUCCAUUUUGGUCCAUAAACCCCUCACACCUAGGGCCCGUUCCAUUUUGGUCCAUAAACCCCUCACACCUAGGGCCCGUUCCAUUUUGGUCCAUAAACCCCUCACACCUAGGGCCCGUUCCAUUUUGGUCCAUAAACCCCUCACACCUAGGGCCCGUUCCAUUUUGGUCCAUAAACCCCUCAAAGCUAGGGCCCGUUCCAUUUUGGUCCAUAAACCCCUCACACCUAGGGCCCGUUCCAUUUUGGUCCAUAAACCCCUCACACCUAGGGCCCGUUCCAUUUUGGUCCAUAAACCCCUCACACCUAGGGCCUGUUCCAUUUUGGUCCAUAAACCCCUCACACCUAGGGCCCGUACCAUUUUGGUCCAUAAACCCCUCACACCUAGGGCCUGUUCCAUUUUGGUCCAUAAACCCCUCAAAGCUAGGUUCCGUUCCAUUUUGGUCCAUAAACCCCUCACAUCUAGGGCCCGUACCAUUUUGGUCCAUAAACCCUUCUUACUCUAUUGCUGUCAAUGGAUCUGAAAGGACUGAGUAGGUAAAACCAGUAUGACUGAAGUGCCAGAAAAAUCUAGAAUGAAUUGGGUUUGAAAUAGUUGUAGUCAUAUUACUUCCAGCUAUCCAGGGGUGGUGCCAAGGAGCUGGGGGCUGAAAUACAACCUAGCCACACUCACCCUUCAUCCUUUCCUCGUAAAGUGCAGAACAUCAACAUUCAUAGCUGCUAUCGGUCAGACAAGGAUAUCCUCAUUCACCUGCAUAUUUUUCUAUAAUAUCCUGUAGUGUUUGUAUAGAACAGAGAAGCUCAUUGAUUGAUUCAUCUGUCCGUCUAUCUGUGGGUGAGCCCUCCCCCUCAGGAUAGCACUCGCAGGUCUAAGAAGGUGAAACAGAGGCCCCAAAUAUCCCUGCAAUCUUCCUGCCUCUUCCUCACUCACUCUGACGCACUCUCCCCUCCCCUUCCAUCUCUCCCAAGCACUCUUCUCCCCUCCCUCUCUCUCAGAUGACAGCUGUGCUGUGUUUAGUGAUGACAUAACAGCUCUUAACACUAGCGAAGGGAGGAGGGGCUCAGUCUGCCCUGAGCUCCUCUCUGUGAGGUUUUUACCACAAGGGAGGAGGGGCUCAGUCUGCCCUGAGCUCCACUCUGUGGGAUUAUACCACAAGGGAGGAGGGGCUCAGUCUGCCCUGAGCUCCUCUCUGUGAGGUUUUUACCACAAGGGAGGAGGGGCUCAGUCUGGCCUGAGCUCCUCUCUGUGGGAUUAUACCACAAGGGAAGAGGGGCUCAGUCUGCCCUGAGCUCCUCUCUGUGGGAUUAUACCACAAGGGAGGAGGGGCUCAGUCUGCCCUGAGCUCCUCUCUGUGGGAUUAUACCACAAGGGAGGAGGGGCUCAGUCUGCCCUGAGCUCCUCUCUGUGGGAUUAUACCACAAGGGAGGGGGGGCUCAGUCUGCCCUGAGCUCCUCUCUGUGGGAUUAUACCACAAGGGAAGAGGGGCUCAGUCUGGCCUGAGCUCCUCUCUGUGGGAUUAUACCACAAGGGAAGAGGGGCUCAGUCUGCCCUGAGCUCCUCUCUGUGGGAUUAUACCACAAGGGAGAAGGGGCUCAGUCUGCCCUGAGCUCCUCUCUGUGGGAUUAUACCACAAGGGAGGAGGGGCUCAGUCUGCCCUGAGCUCCUCUCUGUGGGAUUAUACCACAAGGGAGGGGGGGCUCAGUCUGCCCUGAGCUCCUCUCUGUGGGAUUAUACCACAAGGGAGGAGGGGCUCAGUCUGCCCUGAGCUCCUCUCUGUGGGAUUAUACCACAAGCGUUUCAGGUUUUUUUUCCAGAAAAAUGUAUAAAAAACAAAAAUAUAUAACUAAUACAUCAGAAAUAUGUAAAAGGCAAAGAAAUAUUGAAUGUUUUUAUUUUGUGCGUAAUGUAUUGAAAUAAGGCAGAAAAAACUAGCUGUAACUAUAUGUAGUGCAUGGUGAUAUUGAUGCCAGAUAUACGUAGAGAAGCUGGCUCCUGUCGCAGGACUGGGCCUCUCAUAUAGACUUUUAGCAGGAUUGUACAUUUUCUGUGUCUUCUUUGUGAUCUUGUGAUAUGAAGAAGAGAGUAGAAAAAAAACUAUUUAGAAUCUGGUCCGCUUUGUUGUCACUGUGACAAUCUUUAAACAGAACCUGUGCUCUCCUUUGUUUCCAGCCCCUUCCUCGCUCUGUUACCUACAUGAACCCAAUUAUCUCUAUCUACAUGUAGCUAAUAUAAUGACGUGUAAUAGUAUCUGAAAGGAAGUCGAUCUGUUUCAUUUAGUCUGGGUGUUACUGGUGUUACUGCUCUGUUUGUUGGUUUAUGUCUCUUAAAUAUUCCACGACGAGGAAUUGUUUCAGCUCCAUUCAUCAUUCCAGAAAUCUCAGCAUUCCACCCUCUUUCCUCAUUCCUAUAUAGUCUGUGAAAAUCAUUCAUGGAAACGGAUAUCAUUAUUAUGUUUUCUUUCUCAGGCUUUCAGGCUCUCUUUCGAUCUCUCCUUUCCUCUUGUCUAUCCCAUAGACCUCAACCCCCACUACCAGCCCUGCUCCUCUAUCCAUGCUGUCGGCUUGGUGUGUGAACUAUGUUGAAUUGAGAGAGAGGGGGGGGAUUGGGCGUGUCAGAUUUGUACAUUCUAAUCAUCAAACACUUAUUCCCUCCACAAUGUCUCACACAGAACAUACACUAUUUUUCCAUGACAUAGACUGACCAGGUGAAAGCUAUGAUCCCUUAUUGAUGUACAUGUAUCAAACAACCAAGGAAAGAUAAGAACUGUUCUUGUUCUGUGGUGGAUAUCCCCCUCUUGCUUGUUUUGUCAAAUCUCUCAUGUCUCAGACAUCCUGGCUUUAAAAGCAGAGGCUAAAGAAAUACUGAUCUCAGACUAGUUAUAUUGAUCUCGGGACAAAGUGCGUGAGGCAAAAUACAGGGACACUGUUCAGAAAGGAGCAACUCUGCACAGGACUUUCAGAUAUACAUGUGUAAUGUGGAACAGGUGUCAUUCUGUCAGGUAGUUUUGUGUUACAUUUCCAUCUGCAACAUUCUGAAUGUUUCGCCGAGCUGAAAGCACCCCAGAUCUGGGAUCAGUAUUGAGGCCGUAGUAGACGAGACAUUCCCCAUACCCAAAAUGGAGCCUCCAAUAGACAUGAAUGUGACAUUCAUAUUGUGCAAUUAUGCCACAGAUCUACAUACUACUACACUCCCUCCCUACACACAAACUGAAGCUCUUAAAUCAGGUAAAUGUUUUGGUGUUAUCAAGCAUACUUGUACAGGGUAUCUCCAGGGGUUAGUGGUUUCAUUUGUUCAUUCUGUGACUUUUUCUGUGUACCUAUACAAAUCAUUUGCUUAGACUGAGAAAACACUUUCUACACUUCCCAUCAAUAAAAUGUUGAAUGUACAUACAAA
This is a messenger RNA of Oncorhynchus gorbuscha (pink salmon), 6133 nucleotides long. Its product is annotated as amyloid-beta A4 protein-like. The record is from RefSeq and is a predicted model, not a curated record. Gene Ontology annotation, molecular function: serine-type endopeptidase inhibitor activity; heparin binding; signaling receptor activator activity. Lineage: Eukaryota; Metazoa; Chordata; Actinopteri; Salmoniformes; Salmonidae. The transcript is spliced from 18 exons. Gene Ontology annotation, cellular component: early endosome; membrane raft; Golgi apparatus. Gene Ontology annotation, biological process: central nervous system development; axonogenesis. Bases 221 to 2485 code for a protein of 754 amino acids.